Messenger RNA from Anolis carolinensis (green anole), 4953 nucleotides. RefSeq names its product heterogeneous nuclear ribonucleoprotein U like 2 (gene hnrnpul2). The transcript is spliced from 15 exons. The record is from RefSeq and is a predicted model, not a curated record. Gene Ontology annotation, cellular component: membrane; nucleoplasm. NCBI's taxonomy places the organism in Eukaryota, Metazoa, Chordata, Lepidosauria, Squamata, Anolidae. Gene Ontology annotation, molecular function: RNA binding; protein binding. The coding region runs from base 97 to 2397 and encodes 766 amino acids.
CGACAGAGGAGCCGCGCAGGCGCACUGCCCACCCCGACGCUCUCCUUUGGUUGUGCUCUCUUUCCCCCCUCCCCCCGUGAGCGGAGCGCGCGCGCCAUGGACGUGAAGCGGCUGAAGGUGACGGAGCUGAGGGCCGAGCUCGGGCGGCGGGGCCUGGACUCGCGCGGCCUGAAGGUGGAGCUGGCCCAGCGGCUCCAGGAAGCCUUGGACGCCGAGAUGUUAGCCGCGGGGCCCGAGGAAGCCGGCGCCGAGGCCGGGGGAGCGGCGGCGGCCGGGCAAGGCCUCGGCAGGGCCCGCUUGGGAGGAGGAGGAGGAGGCGGCGAAAAUGACGGCGACGAGGAGGAGGAGGAUGAAGACGACGAGGAAGAGGAGGAGGAGGACGAGGAGGCGCUGCUGGCCGACGAGGACGAGGCCGCAACGGCGCCAGGAGGAGGAGGAGGAGGCCCCGCGCAGGCCUCAGCGCCCAGCGCCGAAGAGCAGGCCUCGGCCCAGCCUGGCGGUGGCGUCAACGGCGCCCAAGGGGCCUCCGAGGAAGGAGCCGGGAGCAGCGGAGGCGGCGAGGAGGAGGAGGCCGCCGCCGGGGAGGGCCGCGCCGAGGCCCAGACCGGAGCCCAGGCCCAGGCAAAUGAAGAGGAUGAGAAAGCAAAGGAGGCUGGUCCAGAUGGUGAACGUCAAGGGCUGAAAAGGCAGCGCGAUGAGAAGGACGAACAUGGUCGUGCUUACUGUGAAUUCCGAGAAGAGGUGUUUAAUAGCCGAUCCAAGUCUCCUCCACCACCAGAAGAAGAGGCUAGAGAAGAGGAUGAUGAGACUCUGGUGAUCCUGGACACAUAUACAGCCGAUCUCCAGUUCAGAGCCACGAAGGACCGCUAUGGAGGACAGCCUUUGUUCCAUGACAAAUUUCCCAAUCUUUGGUCUGGGGCAAGGAGUACACACGGAGUGAAAAGUGGGAAGGUCUGCUUUGAGGCAAAGGUGACACAAAACCUCCCACUGAAGGAAGGUUCCACAGAGCCUCAACUGCUUCGCGUUGGGUGGUCUGUGGAUUUCUCUUGUACGCAGCUAGGUGAGGAUGAGUAUUCUUAUGGCUACGACGGACGAGGGUUGAAGGCUGAAAAUGGGCAGUUCGAAGAAUUUGGCCAGGCUUUUGGAGAGAAUGAUGUGAUAGGUUGCUUUGCCAACUUUGAAAGCAGCGAUGUUGAACUCUCUUUCUCCAAAAACGGAGAGGACCUGGGUGUCGCCUUCUCCAUCAGCAAGGAAGUGCUUGGAGACAGAGCUUUGCUGCCACACGUGCUGUGCAUAAACUGUGUGGUGGAGCUGAAUUUUGGCCAAAAAGAGGAGCCGUUCUUUCCCAUUCCUGAGGACUACACCUUCAUUCAUGCCGUCCCUGUUGAGGACCGGGUGCGCACUCCACUGCCCCCCAAAACUACAGGAGAGUGCGAGGUCCUGAUUAUGGUUGGGUUGCCAGGAUGUGGGAAAACCCAUUGGGCGCGUAAACACAUCCAGGAGAAUCCAGAUAAGCGCUUCCUCAUCUUGGGGACAGAAACAGUUAUCCACCAAAUGAAGACAAGGGGCCCUGAACCUGAAGAAACACCAGACAGAGCAGCUCGAGAUCAGCUGUUUCAGCAAGCUGCCCGUUGUGUUAGCAAGCUCGCCCAGAUUGCUCCCAGGACAAAGCGAAACUUCAUUCUUGAUCAGUGUAACGUGUAUAACUCUGGUCAGCGGCGGAAGCUGCAUCCCUUCAAGGGGUUCAUCCGCAAGGUGAUUGUGGUCGUCCCCAGUGAAGAGAACUGGGAGGAGAGGUUGGAGCAGCGGGAGGAAGCCGAAGGGGAAGACGUUCCUGACUCGGUGAUGCUGGAAAUGAAAGCCAACUUCUCUCUUCCGGAUAAAUGUGAUUACGUAGACGAAGUUCUGUACCAAGAACUCCCCAAGGAAGAAGCUCAAGCUCUUGUCACAAAAUAUAAGGAGGAGGCCAGGAAAUUACUUCCUCCCUCGGAGAAGCGGACACACCGGCGCAACAAUCGCAACAAACGCAACCGCCAGAAUCGCAACCGAGGCCAGGGAUAUGCAGCUCAGCCCAGGCAUCCAAGUAUGCAGCACCCGCCCGGGAUGCUGUUUGGUGGACAACGUCGAGGGUACAAUCAUCGGGCCUAUGGGCAGGGCCAGCAGCAGCAACAGCAGCCACAGCAGCAGCAGUACUGGGGCCAACCUGGCAACAGAGGUGGUUAUCGCAAUUUCUAUGACCGAUACAGAGGGGGGGACUACAAUCGGUUCUAUGGACGUGAUUUUGAGUACAACAGAUACAGAGACUAUUACAGGGACUACAAUCGAGAGUGGCAGAACUACUACCAAGACAGAGACCGAUACUACAGGAACUACUACGGCUACCAGGGCUACCGGUGAAACCCUCCCCAUUGCGACCCUUCAGCCAAGCAGCAAAGUGCGACGACGAAGGGGAAGUCUUCACGACUUCCCGAGACACAAAGCAGUGGGAAAAAAAUGGGGCUGUUGGGGAAAGAUUGGCAUUUGGGGGGUUUUUUGGGGAGGGAGGCGGGGGGGGGAGGUUCGAGAUAAAAAAUUGUAAAUUUUUUAAAAAGUUUGUUGAAAACAAUACUGUCUUAUUCUUUAAAAAAUUGAACUUAACCUUUAGACAUUUGUAAUCGAAACUUGUGCAGAGAGGAGAGAGGCCCGCUUGACACCACCUACGACCGAUCGAGCAGGAAAAUCCAACAAAGCAGCUAGGCCGAGGAGGGAGGGAGGGAGGUGCGGGACAUUCAAGAAGCAGAAUCCGGGGACGCGUCAAGCCACGAAUACACCGUUUGGCAUUUUCUAACCUUUCCAAAACUUAAUUUGGGGCUUUUAUUGACAGCUCUUUUUGUUUUUCCCCACAGUAGGGUAGCAGCGGUGGCGGCAUUUUCCCAUCAAAAAGGGGGGAAAAAUGUCAACAACAAAGAGGAGGUGGAGAGCGUAGUGUUCCUCUUUCCCUGCCAUUCAGAAUUUUAUCCUGUGAGUAGCAAUUCCGCAGGGAGGCCUCUUAGACGUCAUCUAUCCCAGGUUAGAGGUUUCUUCUGACUUUCAUUUGCCACGUUCUCAAGCCACGUUCUCAUCCCCCCUCCUGUUGUUUCGAUCUGUCCUCUUCCCUGCCUCCUCGCCCCUCUUUUUUAAAUCUUUUAGCGAACGGAAGGAACAUUUUUUCUCAGGGUUUCUGCAGGAUCUUCUCGUCGUUGGCACCUGAAAUGUAUAUAAGCAAAACCGUGCUAGCGUGUUGAUUUUCGCCCCCCUUUUCCUCUUCUUUCGAGGAGCUUCGCGCCCGUCACAUUUUGGGGGGAGGGCAGGAAUCAUUGCUGUUUUUAUCAACCGGUCGCCUCUGUAUAUAGGAAAAGGAUAGGUGCGGGGAAAGGAGGCUGCCGUUGUAGGGUGCGGGGUGUUUGUGUGCAUCAUCCUUGCUGGCUUUUUGAUCCUGGCCCUUUAAUACGUUCCAUGUAUUUCCCAGUCUCCUGCCGAAAAACUCCCGUCUUCUUCCAUCUUUUCGAUUAAUAGCGCAAGAAACAUCUCUAUGUGUCCAAAGUGGGUUGAAGUUCCUCACCUUCGGGGAUUCGGGGCAGGUUUUGUUGUCCUUUUUUACUAGGGGGAAAAAAACUUUGCCAUCCAUCCCGCCACUCAAAUCAAUUAAUUUUUAAUUCGCCAUUGGAACAAUAGAAAGAAUAGGGGCGAUUGUAUUUCCCUCUCAGAUAUGUUUUGCAUAAAUUUUGGGUCUCCUUUUUCUUAAUUGCAAAGGGAUUGAAAAUUUGCCUCUUUUCCCUUUGUGAUUCACUAUUUUUUUCUUAAUUUUUUUCCAAUUUUUUUCUGUAUUUACAAGCGGCUUUUGCAUCUGAUCUCCCAUCCGUCGGGAUUGAAAAAUUGCCUCUUUUCCCUUUGUGAUUCACUAUUUUUUUCUUAAUUUUUUUUAAAUUCAUUUUUUUUCUGUAUUUACAAGCGGCUUUUGUCUCCCCAAUUCCCAUCACGAUUGCAUCAGUCCCAAGCCAGAUAAAGGAAGUAAAGCCUGCCAGGACUGGAAGACAUUUUUUUGUCAUUGAAACAAUGGGUUCGGGGAAAUGUUGGAUCGGAAACAUAGGAGUUAGAGAGAAGCAGGAUUCUCCUAUUUCCCUGCAUGUGUGUAUUCCGAAUGUCUGAUUGUGUGACAACCGUUUUUAUAACAAAAAAGUUAAUUGGUAUUUUAAAACACUUCCGGCCAUGAGGAAAAUAUUCUUCCGAGGAAGAAAGGGUUUGUGUGUAUGCGAGAAUGCAAAUAGCUCCUGUAAGCUUGUAAACAAACAGGGAACGGUGAUGAAAAGUUGGGCAUCUUUCAUGUCUUGGGAUCACGAGAAAAACAUUGAGGCCCAAGUAAUUUCAGUAUCUUCAGAAAGUUCCCGUUUAAUCUGAAAUAGCUUUGGGAGCCGUUUGGAUCGAAGACGGAAAUAUAAAAAGCGAAACUGGAGGGAUUACUAAAACGACGACAUCUUUAGCGCCUUUAGUAGAUGUCUUUUUUCUGCACAUUUUUGUAUAAAAACAAAACAAAAAAAGAAGGAAAGCGAGAGAGAGAGGAAAAAAUAAACCCCUAAAAAAAAAGACAAAUAAGAUUCAGCCUGUUCGUGUUUUUUCAUGAUUGUAUGUCUUAGUUGCUGUAGAUCGGAAGCUCAAGUAAAACAGGCUGUAAAUGUUUUUACAGAUUGUAAAACGUUUCGGUGGCCAGUAAAAAGGGUUUUUUGCCAUUCAACAUGUAACUGUGUGGUUGUUUACAUCUGUAACUUUCUUUCUUUUAACGAUUCUGGCAUAUAUGUAGAUUGAAAUACUUCCAUUUUUAGAAUAAAUAACCAUUCGCUUGAUUCCACCACCUUCUGUUGCUGCGCUGGCUUUUUAAUGCUUUUGAGCUUGUUUGUUUCCCCCAAAUAUUACAAUAAAAUAAAAACUCAAAAAAGA